Halichondria panicea is the source of this 2246-nucleotide messenger RNA. RefSeq lists its product as uncharacterized. The transcript is spliced from 6 exons. The coding region runs from base 68 to 2032 and encodes 654 amino acids. The record is from RefSeq and is a predicted model, not a curated record. NCBI's taxonomy places the organism in Eukaryota, Metazoa, Porifera, Demospongiae, Suberitida, Halichondriidae.
CUGCCCACUUCUGCAUAUAAGGUUUUAGCUAGCUAGCUGCUCUAUUAAACAUCAGUGCAGUGCAGUCAUGGCGUCAAUAAAGCAAGCUUUGGGUAUACAGGAGGUGUCACCUUCUGCACUUGGCCUCAAUGGAUGGCUGCAAUAUGUGGAUGUUCAAUAUCUAUCACAUAAUACGCUGGAGCUAAUGAAGUUCAGUUUUCGAGCUGAGAUCUCUAAGGUAGAGCUAGAGAAAGCUGACUGUCUCCUGGAGCUGUUUUAUCUCAUCAAAAAUCUCUACAAUGGAAACGAGACUGCAGCUCUCAGUCGGCUAGUGUACACUCUCAAUCUCGUGGGUCACCAGCGGUUCGGCUGUAAAUCAGUGAGGAAACUUGAGAAAUAUGGAUUUUCCAAACCUCCUGAUCACAAUCCAAUAUGGGACACUCGAGGUGCUCAGCUGUUCCAGUGUCUGGCAAAGAUUGCUUGUCAUUUAUCCGACGAUGAGGAGUAUCGUAUACGAUGUUACUGGGCUAGAGUGCUGGGAAUCAAUAAAGAAUCGCUGUCUAUGGAAACAAUACUUGCUGUGUUGUCUAUGAUUGUUGAGAGGCGCAAAAUAACAGAGGAGGAUCAACUUGAGCUUGCUAACGGCCUCAACAGCAUUGGUGCCUACAAGUGCAUCAAGUAUUUGAUUGAGUAUCGCAAGAGAAACAAGUUGUCAGUGAAAGAGUACCAAGAUAAAAUAAAUCCAGACUACAAGUCAGCAGGAAGCUCCAAUACUUACUCCUCCAAGCAUUCUAUUCAGUCUGAUUCAUCCAGGAGGGGAACACCUGUCUCCAUCACCGCUUAUGAAACAGCUCCAGAAGGCAGCCCAACACCAGUGAAAAUGCUCAAAGGGAACCGAACACCUCUGUCGCCUGUGAUGGAAAGAUUCCUUGAUAGUUCCCCCGCAUAUGAUGGUGCUUCAGAAACAGAAGUGCUUACAGAAUCUAGAUCUGGUGAGCACCUACCACUGCUACCACAGAUUAGAAUCGAUCAGAGUGUUGGAAAAGGUGUGCGACUCCUUGUUGUCAGCCUGUUUGUGUUUGCUGUCCUGGUAAUGGUAGGGAUAGCUGGUUCUACCUAUGGAACAAUCCACGCUGCAACUUAUCAGCCUGACAACCAACAACAGUUCCUGUUUGAGCAAUCUCUUGUUCUGCUAGCUGACCACCUCCAUCCCUAUUAUUUAGCAAGUGUAGACCUAACUCAGUUUUUAAAAGCAUACCCUCAUAAUAUCGACCUCUAUCUGAUUGACUCAGAGUCUAAGCUUCUCAACAAAACAACCACAAUAGAACCACAGAAGCAAUUAGUUGAACAGCAACGCAUUGAGAACAACACUAUGUACUUGCUCCAAGGAUCUGUGAUUGACUAUUCAAUUCGUGCUGUUACAAAUUAUUCCCAGGAGAGAGUUAUUGUUGAGGUACAUGUGAUUGACAAUUUGGGGGCCGUGUGGAACAGUUUAGAAGAUUCUAAGGAGUUGAUCGAUGCUAUAUACUCGAUAGAUUUCGAUGCUUGCCACGAGGAUCAGUCAAAAUCUUGCUUACCCCAAUCUUUUGUCUACAAGGUGACUAAGUCUGGAUAUUACAGUGUUCGCUUCACCCUCAACAAUCCUUCGGCUUUCUACAAUAUGAAGUAUGACUACAAUAUGACCAUCACGAAUGUAUCGUAUGAACUACCGUCUCCAAAAGCUGUUGUACACAGUUGCACGCUAACUGAUAGUGAAGAAGGACAGCAACACUGCACCUUUACCAUGAACGAGAGCUCCUACCAUGAAUUCUGGCACAUGAACGAUGAGAUGUGCUUGCUCGCUAACGUACACAAGGUCGACUCACUUGACAGUGAGUGGAGUGAAAAGAAAGCCUUUACACAGGUGGACACAUCGUUUUCUAUAUACAAUGUGAAUUGGCUGAUUGUGAGUGUGUGUGUGCUGGUUGUGCUAGCUGUGCUUAUCAGUAGUGUAUUGUUGCUGGAGGGCAUUGUCUGCUACAGGCUGUAUAAACGAUGUAAACUGAACAAUUAAACUGUGCAACAUUAUGCCGUACUCUACUGUUUGUUUUAAUAAUUAUACAUUGUACAUUUUGUAUUCCGUGUCCAUGCAAAUAUUUCUAAAUGCUGACUGAACAAUUAUUGUCUGUUUUUUUUAUUCGUACAUUUCCUUAAUAAUUUUUGUGUCCAUGUAAUGAUUAAAUCAACACACACACAAUAAAAAUUGAUAGUAUAAUAAAUAUAUCAUG